Molecule: messenger RNA, 327 nt
Organism: Pochonia chlamydosporia 170
Lineage: Eukaryota; Fungi; Ascomycota; Sordariomycetes; Hypocreales; Clavicipitaceae
Product: recombination endonuclease VII domain-containing protein
Exons: 1
Coding region: 1-327 (108 amino acids)
Source: RefSeq, a predicted model, not a curated record
AUGGGUCAUGCAUCAACGCUUGGUGCAUCACAUUGUGAAUUUUAUUUGCUUUCAUUCGUAAUAAUUUGCUCAAGACGUCAGUUGACAAGAUUCCAGUGUACUCAAGCACACCAAUGCCUCAUAUGCCAGCAAAGAGAUCGUCGGCAGCUUGACCAGGACCACGUGACCUGCAACACUGGUACGUUGUGCCGUCAAACAGCGGAGCAAGGUUCAAAGGUAUUUAGACAAGUUUGCUGCAUCAUGCAAAACGAGGCGGAAUUACGGGAAAGGGUAACCAGGGUAUUAGGCCGCUUGUUUCUCAAUAUAGCAUCUGCAGAUGAAUAUUGA